AUGGCUUCCGCUACGGGCAUUCCCCAAGAACAUCCCGACACCAUCCAAGAGCAGGAGGAUGCGCCCCUGCUGCAUACCCCGGGAAAUGUUCCCCAGGAGAAAAACGCUGCUAUCUAUCAGAACCUCUUUACGGGCACAGCCAGUGCAGCUCAAGUUGGCAUCUGGAUGCUGGCCAUCCUCGUCUGGACGGGAAUCUUAUCUCAUCCCUUGAUAUUCUUUUCCGCUCAUCCCCUCCUCAACUCCGCUGCCCUCCUGCUUCAAGUCCAGGCCACUCUCAUCCUUCAACCCACCACCACCCCUCACCAAAAGCGCCUCGGAACCAUCAUCCAUUACAUCAUCCAAACCCUCAGUCUCCUCGGCUUCAUCACAGCUUUCAUCAUCAUCGAAAUCAACAAGGGCGAUCAUGCUCGCUUUACCUCCCCGCACGGUAUUCUCGGUCUCAUCACCUACAUCUUCAUCAUCCUGCAGGUCCUGGUAGGUGUCGUGCAAUAUUUCGUCCCCGUCCAGGUUCUCGGUAGUGUGGAGAAGGGUAAGAGCAUCUACAAGUACCAUCGCAAGUCAGGGUACGUGCUGCUGCUCUUGGAACUGGCGACUGUCUCGGCGGCGACUCAGACUACUUAUAAUCUGAACGUGUUGAGCAUUCCGCUGUGGGGAGUACUGGUGGCCUCAGUGUUGGUUGUCUUGGGGUUGGGAGCGAGGAUCAAGAAGCAUAAGUUGGGGUUGUAA
Molecule: messenger RNA, 726 nt
Organism: Aspergillus tubingensis
Lineage: Eukaryota; Fungi; Ascomycota; Eurotiomycetes; Eurotiales; Aspergillaceae
Product: cytochrome b561 domain-containing protein
Exons: 4
Coding region: 1-726 (241 amino acids)
Molecular function (GO): transmembrane monodehydroascorbate reductase activity
Source: RefSeq, a predicted model, not a curated record